Messenger RNA from Thamnophis sirtalis, 1527 nucleotides. NCBI's taxonomy places the organism in Eukaryota, Metazoa, Chordata, Lepidosauria, Squamata, Natricidae. The record is from RefSeq and is a predicted model, not a curated record.
CGUUUGCAAUAAAUGUCUGGCUGUUACCCUGGCCGCCAUUUUAGAUGACGAGAGGAGCGGGAGGCUUCGAGUGAGGGAAAAGCCCUCGCGGUGGGGAAAAGCGGCAGCGGCCGAGAAGCGGGGCAGGGCUGGAGCACAUACAUUUGCCAUGGUGGAGAUGUGGCUGAAAACAGGAGCAUGGGAUAUCAGUGCAUGAUCACGGAGCUCCACACAGUUUGGUUGCUUAAAGCUGCUUCAAUGGACCACAUUCACGGAGCUUGGAAGACUCUUCCUGAUGGAAUUGGAUUAAAGGAUUCUGUCUUCAAUGGAUCCAGCUGUAUUUCACCUACCAUUGUUGAACAAUUUGGUUAUCAGCGCAGAGCAUCUGAUGAUGGGAAACUUUUAGAUUCCUCCAAGACAAGUAAUACUAUUCGUGUUUUUUUGCCUAAUAAGCAACGCACAGUGGUAAAUGUACGUAAUGGAAUGACUCUUCAUGACUGUCUUAUGAAAGCACUCAAAGUUAGAGGUCUGCAGCCAGAAUGCUGUGCUGUUUUUCAAUUACCUACUGAACACAAAGGUAAAAAAGCACGAUUGGAUUGGAGUACAGAUGCUGCAUCCUUGAUUGGAGAAGAGUUACAAGUUGACUUCCUUGAUCAUGUUCCACUCACAACACAUAACUUCGCACGGAAAACAUUUCUGAAGCUUGCAUACUGUGACAUCUGUCAGAAAUUUUUACUAAAUGGAUUCCGAUGUCAAACCUGCGGUUACAAAUUCCAUGAGCACUGCAGCACAAAAGUUCCAACUAUGUGUGUGGACUGGAGCAAUAUCCGGCAACUCUUAUUAUUUCCACAUUCAAAUAUUGGUGAUAGUGGUAUCUCAGCACCUCCUUUGAUGACUCGGCGAAUACGUGAAUCUGUCUCUCGGAUGCCCGUUAAUUCUCAGCAUAGAUAUUCUACACCUCAUGUCUUCACAUUCAGUGGGACAAAUCCUUCUCCUGAAUGUUCCCUUUCUCAAAGGCAGAGAUCCACCUCUACCCCAAAUGUCCACAUGGUCAGUACUACUAUGCCUGUGGAUAACCGGAUAAUUGAGGAUGCUAUACGUAGUCACAGUGAAUCUGCCUCACCACCAGCUAUGUCGGGAAGCCCCAACAAUACAAGUCCAACAGGGUGGUCACAGCCUAAAACACCAGUCCCGGCUCAAAGAGAACGAGCUGCAGNGCACUUUGCGUACUUCACGGAUCACUGGGAUGGCUCCUCAUCUGAUAAGUGGGUACAGAACACCAUUAGGCACGGCCUGUCACUGGAGUUCCUUUCCAGCCCCCCAAAGUUUUUCCGGAUCUGCCCGGUUUCAAAUAACCCGGCACGGAGAUUACUGAUGCAGGAGGCCAUACAGCACCUGCUGGACAUCCGAGACAUCCAGCCAGUGCCUCUAGACCAGCAAGGCCAGGGGCAUUACUCUAUCCUUUUCGUAAUCCCCAAGGCAUCAGGGGACUGGAGGGCAAUUCUUGACCUGAAACAUCUGAACAGCUGUUCAGCUGUUCUGUUAUAG